This is a messenger RNA of Trachemys scripta elegans, 2386 nucleotides long. It is a transcript of the gene ECD, whose product is annotated as ecdysoneless cell cycle regulator. The record is from RefSeq and is a predicted model, not a curated record. Gene Ontology annotation, cellular component: nucleus. The coding region runs from base 122 to 2056 and encodes 644 amino acids. NCBI's taxonomy places the organism in Eukaryota, Metazoa, Chordata, Testudines, Emydidae. The transcript is spliced from 14 exons.
UCCGGCCGCCAUGGCGACGCCCCGCCCCCGAGCGGAAGUGGGGCUGCCGCGGGCGCGCGGUGAUGACUGGCGCGGCAGGGAGCGCGCAGCCUGGUGUGGGGACACUUUAUAAAAGUUCAGAAUGGAAGGGGAGCUGAGAUUGGCAACUGUAGACGAUGCAGUGCAGUACCAACUCUUUCUGAUACCUCUUGAACCAGGUGACCCAGACCAACACAGAGAAGUUCUUCAGCAGUACAUUGAGAGGAUAUUGGUCCAGUUUGCACCAGUCUUAGUUUCUUAUAUCUGGCAAAAUCAACCUUUUAAUCUCAAAUACAAACCUACUAAAGGAGAUAUCCCUGCACAUAUUGGUGGUGUGACUAAAUUUGGGGAUAAUAUUGAAGAUGAAUGGUUUAUUGUGUACCUCAUACAGCAGAUAACAAAGAAGUUUCCAGAAUUAGCAGCAAGGGUUGAUGACAAUGAUGGUGAGUUCCUGCUGAUAGAAGCAGCUGACUUCCUCCCAAAGUGGUUAACACCUGAAAAUAGUGCCAAUCGGGUUUUUUUCCACCGAGGAGAAUUGUGCAUCAUCCCACAGCCAAAGACUCCUGGAGAGGAGCCUUGGCUACCUGACACCAAUCCAACAAUCCUGCAGACAUUAAUGCUAUUGUCCGCACACCCAGAGGACUUCCUGGCCACAAAAUCUAUUAGAACAGCAGUAUAUAAACGCAUCAGUGGGUAUCCUGAGAAAGUCCAGGCCUCCCUUCACCAAGCCCACUGUUACCUUCCAGUGGGCAUUGUGGUAGUGUUGAAGCAUCGCCCUGCACUGGUAGCUGCAGCAGUCCAGGCCUUUUAUCUGCGAGAUCCCAUUGACUUACAAGCAUGUCGCCCUUUCAAAACUUUCUUGCCCAACACAUGUGUUAUGACUUCAGUCACAUUCACUAAAUGUUUAUAUGCACAAUUAAUGCAGCAGAAGUUUGUUCCAGACAGACGCAGUGGAUAUACAUUGCCUUCUCCUGUACACCAUCAAUACAAAGCACAUGAGCUAGGCAUGAAAUUGGCUCAUGGCUUUGAAAUAUUAUGCUCCAAGUGCAAUACAGUUUCUCCUGAUUCCAAAAGGCAAGUAUUAAACACCCCCUUUUGGGCCAGUUUCCUCAACAGUCUGAAGACAAAUAAUUAUUUCAAGGGAGAACUGGAAGGAUCUGCUAAGUACCUGGACCAGCUGCAUAUGGCAGAGAAUUACUUCCAGCAGUCUAUCAAGCCUGAAAGCUCUGUUGCUAUGAGUCCAGGUGAAGAAAUCUUGACUUUGCUACAGACGUUGUCCUUUGAUUUGGAUGAACUUGAAAAAGAAGCUGCCAGUCUUCCUCCUGAGGAUGAUGAUGGUUGGUUGGAGAUCUCUCCAGAUGAUCUGGAUCAGAUCCUGAGUGAGGCAUCAGGUAGAAAUGAGUCAAUUCCUCCCUCAAAUGAGGAAGAUCAGAAGUAUGAUUUGGCAGAGGUCACUGAAAGCAUGAAGGCUUUUAUAUCUAAAGUCUCAACACAUGAAGGAGCAGAAACUCCAUGGUCACCUGCUGAGGCCUGUGUCACCUUUGAUGUUGACUCUUUUACAAAUGCUUUAGACAGAAUAUUAGACUCAGAAGAGCUGGACUCGGAUGAUCUGGAUGAGGAGGAGCAGUUUGAGUUCUUGGACAGCGAUGAAGACUUGGAUUCUGAAGCCCAUGGUCAAGAGGAAAAGGCAUUGCCAAACAAAAUGAUAGGAAGUCUCAGAUCAUACAUGGAUGACAUGGACUGCGAACUGACGCACAGCAAUGUUGGUAAAAGCUUCGUCACCCCAAGGAAAGUGGCUAGUUCUGCUAAAGAACCUCUGUCUCGAGAUGCUGACUGCGCCUUAGAAGAUGAUUCUGAUGCAGGAGAUAGUGAUUUGACACCUGUGGAUGUAGAUCUGAACCUAGUGACUAACCUGCUGGAAUCAUAUAGUGCUCAAGCUGGACUUGCAGGACCUGCCUCUAACAUCCUACAGAGUAUGGGGGUGCAUUUACCUGAAAAUUCAGACCAUAGUUGCAUUAAUAGCAGAGCAACGGAUUAAUCUGUUAUCCUGGUUCAGAGGACAGUUUGUGCUUCUAAUCCCAUCCUGCAGAGUAGCAGUGGUAUAGCAGACACUAUGAAUGGUUUCAGUACUAAACAUUUCAAUAUGUUUUACGUGGCUUUAGAUGUGUGUGCAAAAUACUUACCUGAUAAAAGUUUGUCUGAUUUGUUAAAUGCAAAAAAUUGCCUUGGGAAUAAAGCACAGUUUUCUCUUGUGCUAGUAUAUUUUAGAAAAAUUGUAAAGAUUGUUCUGAUUUGAAUGAAAAUUUCCUAUGUCUAUUAUAAAAGCUGUGUAUCGAAUAUAAAGAUCGUAAUCUAGGUGAUACUGGCA